Molecule: messenger RNA, 1821 nt
Organism: Lachancea thermotolerans CBS 6340
Lineage: Eukaryota; Fungi; Ascomycota; Saccharomycetes; Saccharomycetales; Saccharomycetaceae
Product: MFS transporter
Exons: 1
Coding region: 1-1821 (606 amino acids)
Biological process (GO): transmembrane transport
Molecular function (GO): transmembrane transporter activity
Source: RefSeq, a predicted model, not a curated record
AUGGCAUCGAUCAGUUCUUCAGAACUGGAAAGCAUACAGUCACAUGCUCAAGAAUACACACCACACCAGGAAAAGGUGAGCGGCGACGGCGCCACGGGCGCGCAGACGCACAGGAUGAUGUCGAAGGAGUCCGACGAGGCCGAGCUGCGUAAGCUGCUCACCGCGCACAGCCGCGGUGUUCAGAAGAGGCUAUCGCGUCUCGAGUCCAACACGCACGGGAUCGGCCCUGUGGAACCUCCGCUGGAUCUCGAAAGGCGUGAAACGCGGCCUGCGCCGGAUUCGACGUUCCACGAACAGGAUAAAUGGAAGUACCCCAUCGACGAAGAAACCGGCAUGAGAAUAGUGGAGUUUAUCGACGACGACAGCGAGGACCCUAGAAACUGGCCCACGCGUCAGAAGUGGAACUACACCGUUCUGCUCGGUAUCAUAUGUUUCGACGUCGCCAUGAUGUCUGCGAUCAUCACAGGCGAUAUGGACAGCCCCGCUGCGUAUUUCGGGGUUUCCAUGGAGGUCAUGUGCCUGUGUGUCUCUUUGAUGGUGUGGGGGUUCGGUCUCGGGCCCAUGCUCUUCGCUCCUCUAUCUGAGGAGUUUGGGAGAAAUCCCGUUUACCUGGUCACUCUGUUUAUUGCUGUCGUCUUCAUUGUUCCCUGCGGUGCAGCCAAGAACAUCGGCACACUUUUGGCCUUCCGGUUUUUGGACGGACUCGCCUUUAGCGCUCCUAUGUGUCUAAUUGGAGGCUCUUUGAGCGACAUGUGGAGAAAUAAAGAGCGUGGUGUGGCCAUGUCUUUAUUUUCUGCAGCUCCCUUCUUGGGACCUGUCAUGGGCCCAAUCGUCGGUUCGCUGCUCUCAGUCAAGUGCUCCUGGAGAUGGGUCUACUGGUUUAUGGUGAUUUUCAGCGGUUGUCUGUACGCCGUUAUGGCCGUCUUCUUGCCUGAAACACACCAUCAAACCCUUUUGAAAAAGCGCGCAAAGAAGUUGCGUAAGCUAACAGGAGACCCAUCUUACCGGGCCAUCUGCGAAAUAAAGGUGAGGUCAAUGAAGGAAGUUGCCCAGGAAACUUUGUUUAGGCCCUUGGUUUUACUCACUGAGCUCAUUGUUUUCCUCAUCACCAUGUACAUGUCUGUCAUUUACGGUCUGCUUUACAUGUUCUUCUUCGCAUACCCGAUGGUCUAUACUGAGGGUAAGCAUUAUGGUGCCAUCAAGACAAGCAUCAUGUUUAUCCCAGUUGGCGCUGGUGUUAUCGGUUCAACAGUCGCCGCACCAUUCCUCAACAAAGACUACGUGAAGAGAGCCCAACGCUAUCUGGAUAGGGGCGAGGUUCCUCCUGCAGAGCUUAGACUAAUACCCAUGAUGAUCGGCUGCUGGUUCGUGCCUGCAGGUCUGUUUGCGUACGCCUGGUCAUCCUAUCCGCGUUUGUCGUGGGCAGGCCCAUGCUUCAGCGGCUUUGCAUGCGGUUUUGGCUUCAACAUGCUUUACAACCCUGCCAACAAUUACAUUGUGGAUUCUUACCAACACUACGCGGCGUCAGGUCUCGCUGCUAAGACUUUCGUGAGAUCUAUGUGGGGUGGUGCGGUUCCUCUCUUUACCAUCCAAAUGUACCGCAGGCUUAACUACGAAUGGGCUAGUACUUUAAUGGCCUUCAUUUCCCUCGCCUGUUGUGCAAUUCCAUACCUGUUCUAUUUCUACGGAGCGAGAAUUAGGCAAAAGUCAAAGUACGCUUAUUCGCCCUCCGUCGACACAACAAAUACCACGCGUACUGACAUCGAAAACCAGGCGGCUGGCAGUCACUCGUCAAACUCAGAAGGGAGUUCUAAAGUCUAG